AUGAUGUGGUGGACUCCAGAGCCACUCUACAAUGAGUUUGCUGGAACAGAUGCAGAGAUGCAACGGGUUACACUUCCACCGCCCACUCAAGCUUGCCUUGAGGCGUAUCCAACAGAUGAAGAUGAAUGCUCCCCCAAUCAAACAUUACGAGUUUCAUCCCCCGAUGCUGCCUGUGAUCACAACCCUGUCAAUCUACAUAAGCUUGUCAGCAGUUCUCUGCAUGAUAUUACAAUCGCUGGCGAUGAGGCCACAAGAAACCCAACAAGUGAAAUGAUCAGAAGCUUCCAGUUGACAGAGCUACAACUCAGUGAAAUAUUUGAAUUGUGGCAAUCGGAACAAACACCAAGGGAGGCAGUCUGCAAAUGGGCAACCGACAAUCUAGAGUUUCUACGUUCAGCGGUGCCUAAAUCCUACCCAAGAACUCUUCAGGUGGAGCCUCAAUCUGCAUUUUCUUUCUUCCUCAUUGCCUUUGGGGCCAUUGCAACAAUCAUCGUUAUUGUCACGUCCUACCUGGUACUAAAGCAUCAAGACAAGAAUUCUAUCAAACAUGCCCAGCCAGGGUUCCUGGGGCUCUUGCUGGCUGGGUCUCUCAUGGUGGCAUUGGGAGCCAUUUUGCUUGCGCUUCCAGCAACAAAGGGAACUUGUAUUGCCACAACCUGGCUCAUCAACAUUGGCUACACAUUCGAGCUUGUGCCACUCAUCAUCAAGGUUGCAGCAAUCAACAAAAUGAUGGCGGCUGCUAAUUCCAUGAGGCGAGUCAACUUAUCCAUCCAGUCACUCUACCAGGCAGUGGCAUUCAUUGGGGUUUGCUGCUGCAUCUUCCUAAUUCUCUGGACAGUGUUUGACACGCCACGCAAACAAGCAGAGUACUCACUCACCGAAUCCAAAACUGCUGAUGGAAAGCAUAUCGUGUCAGUCAGUUAUUUCUGUGGAAUGACAUCCAAUGCAUGGCAGUUUGCAGCUGUGGGUUGGAAUAUGGUCCUCCUGCUGUGUGCUUCUGUCUUGGCCUUUCAGUCUCGGAAUGUCUUGGAAAGCUUCAACGAAUCCAGGACUCUGGCCUUUCUUUGCUACUCCCACUUUGUCUUUGUCUGUCUCAGAUCUGGCACACUAUUCUUGCAGGAUCAGUUGCAUGGGAGUACUAUUGACGAAAUCCAGAGUCUUCUCUACAGUGUGGAUACCAUGGCGACGGUUGUCAUCUACUUCAUUCCCAAGUUGAGAAAAGAGCGUCCCAGAAAUGGUAGUAGCGCACUACCGGUAGGGACGACUUUGACUGGCAGGCUGUCGGGUUUUCAAACGCCAGGUGCACUGAUGAAUUACAUGAGUGGUGCCCUUGGUGUGCCCAGACUGAGUUGGGGUGUCAAUCAGCGAACUGUGAAUGCCAGCAACAGUCCCAGUUUUGUCCAGGAUCUUCCCGGCGAUGAGGAUUGCCAAGGCAAUGAGCGUGAAGUUGCGGCAGAGAUUGAGCCAUUCAAAUCGGCUGGUGGAAAUGGCGCCGUGCCACGAGAAACAGAGCCGCCGGCAGAGGGUUUAGAGCUUCCAGAUCGAGAUCGCUGGAGAGACGAGUUGUUGGCGUCCUUUGGCCCCCAAGAACGCAACAAGGACGGUAAUUCGGCCCGACGGACAGUUCUUGGAAAGCGAGCCUCUUGGAGUCACCCUACUACAUGUACAACAAGUUUAUUGAGUAGUGAGUCAGAAGCAUAUGAAUAA
Molecule: messenger RNA, 1707 nt
Organism: Seminavis robusta
Lineage: Eukaryota; Bacillariophyta; Bacillariophyceae; Naviculales; Naviculaceae
Source: the annotation of a GenBank genome assembly